Molecule: messenger RNA, 4420 nt
Organism: Mytilus californianus (California mussel)
Lineage: Eukaryota; Metazoa; Mollusca; Bivalvia; Mytilida; Mytilidae
Exons: 5
Coding region: 169-1947 (592 amino acids)
Biological process (GO): signal transduction
Source: RefSeq, a predicted model, not a curated record
UAAUAUAAUGGGAAACUUCUUUUAAAAAUAGAGCAAUAUUAUGUAGGUGUCACAAGAAUGUCCAUACAAUUCGUCAUUCAUAUCUGUUUGGAUAGUUUGAAAUACGGAUUUUUGUUGUAUGGCACGGAAAUAUGCAUGUAGAUAAACACUGCCAAAGGACCAGACUACAUGUAUGAGAUGUCUGGAAAAACUGAUAUUGAGUCAGAUGCUGUGCCUUCAGAGGUCCCAAUUGGAAAUGGAGUUGAAGCAGUUUCUUCAUCAGCAGCAGGGAAUUUUAAAGGAUUGUAUGAAGACGAACAAAGUAAAUUUGUUUCUAAACAUUUUCACCAUUUACCAUCAUGUUUGAAAGUAGCUUGCUUCGAUAUUUUUAUCAUAUAUCACGAAGAUGAUUAUAAAGAGGUAGAUAAAUUUCGGCUAGCUCUUUCUAGCAUACAAUUAAGCAACGGAAGAAAAAUUAAUGCAGUGCUAUAUGACGGAGGAGAGCUUAUUUCCUUAGCCGGUGGUGAGCUAGAUAACUUAGAAGAAUCCUUUGAACGAUGCACAUAUUGUUUUGUUUAUCUUUCUAAAGUCUUUGUGAAGGACAGUUGGUGCAAAUUAAUGGGUCAAGCUUGUCUAAUGGAAACAAUAUAUAACGACAAAAAGCAAUGGUGUGUGAUGCCUGUAUUGACUGCACCAAGACGACAGGUGAAAUUUAAAAUACCAAUGGGGUUAAAUGCGCUCAAAGAAAUCAAAUAUUAUCCAUCAAACAAAUUAUUCGACACAAUUGUCCAAGCACUAAUCAAUAGCAGACUAAACGAAAGGGAAGAAAGAGAACUUAAGUUGCAACAUAAACGGCAUUCUUAUCUUAUUGAGAAAGUAGCAUCAGACCAAUCAAUAGAUUCCAUAAUACAUCGAAGAAUUCCAAAUUUGGAAAAAUCGAUCGUAAAGUUAAAUUGUUCAAAAGAGACACAACCCUACCAAAGCGAUUUAGAUGCUGCAACUGCUAAUUUGAAUAAUAUUGAUUUAGAAACUGACGGUGCAUAUGGUGGUUCUUCUCAAGAUGCAUGCUACAGAUCUAACCGUAACAUCCGUUCGAAAUAUGUUGACCCAACAAAUUUGUCCAAUUUUUGGAAGAGAUGUGACGAUAAAGACUUAAUGAGAAACUAUAGAAUCCUUACAAAAGCUUCGUAUUCAGUAGGGAUUAUUCGUGACCCAGAUGGGACAGGAAGCGGAUUUCGGGUUGGCAGCAAGUUCUUUGCAACAGCUCGUCACGUAGUUUACAAUAUUAUUGCAACCAACAACACAAUUGAUAUAAAUAAACUAAGGUCAAGCAGAUGCUAUGUUGAGUUUGAGUAUAUAUCACACAACCAGAUUCAGAACGAAAAAAAUGUGUUCCAUUUCACAAAUAUAGCUUAUGAGAAUGUAGAUUUAGAUGUAGUUAUUCUAGAAUUGAAAGAAGAAAGAGACAAACCUUUCCCACCGUCCAUUUCAAUGAUCUCUAAAAUUAAAAAGAACAAUCCAGUAUAUAUAAUCAGUCAUUUAGCCGGCCUUCCGCAAACUGCAGAUCCAAGGAUUGAAUUAUAUCAGUUGAAAAAGGACGAAGUAGAAAAGUCAAAAGAAUGGGCAGCCUCAAAAGGAAUCAACGUAGAAAACGAGUAUUGUGACAUUGCUAAAACCGAUAAGAUAUUAUUCCACUGUGCAUCAGGGCCAGGUGCAUCCGGGGCAUUAGGAAUCAUGGUUGAUAAGCGUCUAGAUGAACCAUAUGGUGUUCUGAUGUUAUUAAGGGGAUAUCCAAAUUUCUUGUAUGAAGAACUUUCAUUUUCAGACACCGACAAAGAGAACUUUUUAACAGUUGAACAAGGCGUUCUUCUGUCUUCUGUAUAUGAAGACAUGAAAAGGCAAGAAAAGUACAACGACCUUGUAGAAGACAUAACUGAUAGCUUAAAUGAUUCAGAUGAUAAUGAUUGAAAAUGAUGAUUGUGCGGUAAUAGCAAAACUAUUUAGGAUAUAAUUUAAUAACUUGUAUCUCACUAACUUAGAAAUGUUGGUGUCUAAAUGAAAAUUUUUCUGGUUUUGAAAUUAAAUGUUUAGAGGAGGAAAUCUAUAUUGGAACUAAUAAUUGUACAGCUAUGUUAGACAUUUUUAGAGAAUGUUUAGAACUACUCAUUAUUAUGACAGAUCAUACUUUGAGAUUCAAUCAAAGAAAAAAUGAAUAUGUUUGAUAUCUGUUUAUACAAAUACUAAGACCAUGAACAUAGUUUCAUUAUAUACCAUAAUUUAGAAACUGUUUGACAGUGGUACUUGAAUCAUCUUAGGUUAUUCCAUACGAACCACCUUGUGUGUCUCAUGGAAGCGUGCUCGUCUCGAGUAGCAGAGGUCGGGUCGGGUAACGCAAAGACUUGAAAAUUUAUAUUUACUGCUUCUUCGCAACGCAAUAAGCAUUAAAGAGCAAGAGAAAGACUGGUUGGCUUAGAGUCAGAAAAGUUUGUCUGGAUAGGAUGACAUGGAAUGUAACCUUGUAAACUAGCACGAUAAAAAUCCUGUUCAGCAUGUCGGUCUAGUACAAAGUAAGGGUCAACAGUCUUAUCGUACUGACAUGCAUAUAAUACUUGACACUGGACGUUAAACAACAAUUCAUUAUCAUGUGUGUUUCUAGUUGUUGGUAUCUCGGUUUAAUAAGGAUUCCAUAGUCGUCUGUUGGUUCAACUUGAUACAUGAAUCGCUCUUGUCUACAAACGUGACUUGUAACUUUGCGUACGCCAUCCUGACUCAACGUUGAGAAACUAGCAUGCCGGUAUAGUAUACAAAGUAAGGAUCGAACGUGUUGGUACUGACAUGCAUAUAAUACCUGCUACUGGACGUUUAACUACAAUUUAUCAUCAUUGGUGUUUCUAGUUGUUGGUACCUCGGUUUAAUAGUAAUUCUCUAGUCGUCUGUUGGUUCAACCGAAUACAUGAAUCGCUCUUGUUGUACACAAACAUGACUUGUAACAUUGCUUAAGCCAUCUUGACUCAACUUUGAAAAACUAGCAUGCCGGUUUAGUACAAAGUAAGGAUUGAACGUGUUCUCGUACUGACAUGCAUAUAAUACUUGCCAUUAAACAGCAAUUCAUAAUCAAGGGUGUUUCUAGUUCUUGGUAUCUCGGUUUUUUUACUGUUUGAAAAUUAUAUGCAUGUGUAUAAAAUUUAAAUACAAACUUUGGAAUCAAAAGAGAUAUUAAAAUCAAAAAUUACAUGUAAUAUUAUUCAUUUUAUCAAAGUUCACAAUUAUUUAAACAUAAAUAAAUAUAACAUAAAAAAAUAAAUUUUUAUCUUAAAAAAUGUUUGAUACUUAUAAAAACGUUUUUUUUCUUCCGAGGAUUUAUUUCUACGUAUGCAAAAUUGAAAUCAACCUACAAGUAUGUUCAUACUUAUUUUGAGAUUUUGCUUCUUAUUUGAAAUCAGUUAAUAUAGAGCUCUAUAAAAAAGACAAAAAUACCUCAGAAAACAUCUGAUGGGGCACAACCAAUACAUAAACUCAGUGAAGAAAAUACUGUGAAACGUUCUAACACUAAUAAAACAAUUACUAUCCACACUGAUCUGUGUCCACACUUGUAUGUUCAUAGAAUAUAUAUUAUCAAUUAAAUAUUGCAAAACAAAUCAUUAUAUCGUUUAUUUAAGAACUCUUUGCACCAUAAAAUAAUGUGGGACAAUCAGAACCUUUGAUGUGGAAUAAAAAAAACCUCUAAAAUAAAAAAAAAAAACAAUAUAUGGGACAUUCGGAGAUAAGCAUCUCCUCUUUUUUAUUAAUAUUGUAUUUAUAUUGUGUCAUAGAUCAAAUUUAUUUGUUCAGUGUAUGUUUACUUGUUUUUGUUAAUAUGUCUUUUUGGUCGAGUUAAGCCAUUUCACUUGAUAUUUUAUAGUGUGUCUUUCUAUGUUGUAAUGUUACACUACUGUUUCAGGUUAGGGCGAAGGUUGGCGCCUGUUAAAACGUUUAAACCCGCUGCAUUUGUUUGCACCCGUCCUAAGUCAGGAACCCAUUGUUCAGUGGUUGUCAUUUGUUGAUGUGGUUCAUUAGUGUUUCUCGUUUCUCGUUUUUUAUAUAGAUUAGGCCGUUGGUUUUCCUGUUUGAAUUGUUUUACACUAGUCAUUUUGGGGCCCUUUAUAGCUUGUUGUUCGGUGUGAGCCAAGGCUGCGUGUUGAAGGCCGUAUUUUGACCUAUAAUUGUUAACUUUUUACACAUUGUGACUUGGAUGGAGUGUUGUCUCAUUGGCACUCAUACCACAUCUUCUUAUUUCUCUUUAUUAUGUAAACAAUAUACAAUACACAAAAAGGCAAGUGAUUCUCGUAUUCAAUGUGAAUAUUUACUCAUUGUCGAAUUUUUAGACGAGUGAAGUAAUUAAUGAAUAGACGAGACGGUUAUUUGACACUUUAACUAUUAUCAAUAAAAACUUUAAGAAAAA